Messenger RNA from Planococcus citri (citrus mealybug), 1236 nucleotides. RefSeq names its product tyrosine-protein kinase TXK-like. NCBI's taxonomy places the organism in Eukaryota, Metazoa, Arthropoda, Insecta, Hemiptera, Pseudococcidae. Gene Ontology annotation, cellular component: signaling receptor complex; plasma membrane. The record is from RefSeq and is a predicted model, not a curated record. The transcript is spliced from 7 exons. The coding region runs from base 1 to 1236 and encodes 411 amino acids. Gene Ontology annotation, biological process: protein phosphorylation; cell surface receptor protein tyrosine kinase signaling pathway; positive regulation of kinase activity. Gene Ontology annotation, molecular function: transmembrane receptor protein tyrosine kinase activity; ATP binding.
AUGAGCAAUUCAUUACCCAAGUACAUGAAUCUGGGCGAAAAUGAAGACCCGCCAAGCUCGUCAGAAGCGCCAAGCUCAUCAGAAGCACCAAGCUCAACAGAAGCUCCAACCUCGUCAGAGUCGCUGGUGCCCUAUGUACCUAUCAUUAUACUCUUAGCUAUAGCAGUGCUAUGUGGAAUCGGUUCUCUUCUCUACCGUAUGCAGAUACUCGUAUGUACUUGGGGAUCCCCAGUUCCGCAGACCGAACAUGGCGUCGAACCUUCUGAUGAGGAAAACAGAGUUUCACGAGCUUCUCUUCCACCAGCUCAUAUUCCUCCUAGACUACCUUCUGCACGAUCUACUUCAUCCUGCUUAUCGUUCCUUUAUUAUAAUGCUGUUCGUUACCAAAAUCCAUCAAAUCCUGAAAUUCCUUCACCUCAUAGAUCAGUUUCCAUCGUUUCAAAUCCUCCUCCAGAAAUACUAAUUUUGGAUAAGAGUGAUGUACCGCAUUUGGACUUUCUUGGACAAGGAGGUUUUGGAAAUGUCCAUCUUGGCCGGUUUGGAGGACAAACCCUGGUGUUUAAAUACUCCUCACAUAUGCUGGAAAAUGAUGAACAGCUUCUCAAUGAAGUCGAAAUAAUGCAGAGUUUGAAUCAUCCUCACGUUUUGAAAUUGAUUGGAGCAGUUAUCGGUGAUGAUGGUUCCUCCCUUGUAGCAGUGAUUUUUGAGUUCAUGAAAUAUGGGGAUCUCUGUAAUAUUAUUUGGAAAAAAACCUACAAUCUCUCACAGGAAAUUCUAAUCCGAAUGUGCCGGGAUAUUGCUAGUGGCAUGGAGUACCUAGCGGAAAAUGGAAUCGUUCAUCGAGAUCUGGCAUGCAGGAAUUGCCUCGUCGACAGCGCAUUUACCAUCAAAAUUGCCGAUUUUGGGCUAUCCGGAUAUCAACAAGGAGACCUGAGAGCAGCCGAGCGUUGGAUGGCGCCAGAGUGUACUGAUCUUGCAUUUUCUGAAAAAUCAGAUGUGUGGUCUUACGGUGUAGUUCUUUGGGAAAUUUACAGCGGAGGCAUGAUGCCAUACGGUGACAAGAACUUGUAUGAGGCUAACAAGUUUGUUCGAGAUGGAGGCACUCUAGAAAUCGAAAACGAAAACUGCCCUGAGCACAUCAAACGUAUUGCGGAAUCUUGUUGGAGAUGGAAUCCAGAGGAACGGCCGACUUUUUCUCAAAUCUUGAGUUUAUUUCAACCAGCAACGAGCCUCUGA